CCCUAGCUCCGUAAGGUAUUGCUGUACGCAAUUUCGAGUGGACAGCCGCUGCACCCCGGGAGUCAAUAACAACAAUAACAACAAUACCAAUACGGCAAUACGUCAAUUAUCAUGAUAUUAUACCAAACGGCAGUCUCCGGCGCGCGUUCCGUCGCUGUACUGCGAUACAGUGUACCGCCGCCGCCGCUGCACCGCGCACAACAACCUGCUCGCCCGACAGUCGACGGCAGCAGCAGUCCGACAGACGCGAGCACGCGACCGACAUGGAACCAUCAUCACCGGCUGCACGGCCGCAGCCGCUGCAGGAGUUACCUCGUGAACAGGCGCAAAACGACCGGCAGACUGCCGACAACGCCUCGUCCGAGCCCUGUUACAUCGACGACGUCACCGCCGCUGUCGCCGAGAAGGUGACGGGUGCUACGGUAGUAGACCGCUUGGAGACGACGACGGCUGUCGACGGGAUCAAUUCGACCGCGAUGACGGCCGCCGACGAGCAUAAUCCUACUGCUGUGAAGGCAGCCGACGAAGAGGCCACUGUUGCAGCUGCUCCGGCGACGUUGCAGAUCACCACUGACGAGAAGGAGGCGACCGUCGCGGCGCGAGUAUCCGAAGUUAUUGAAAAUGGAAAAAAUAAAAACAAAGAAGUCAUCCUUAGCAUUACUUCACAAAUGCAGAUGAAUAACGAUGACAAAGAUACCAAGAACAUGAGUAAGAAACAGCAAAAACUUGAGAUGAUAGCAGAACACGAAAAAAUGUGGCUUACUACAAAAGAAGCAAGUGCAGUUAGUGCCGAAGAUAUAGUGUCGAGAUUAAGAGUUGGUUUUAGGAGUGGAUUAUCUUGGAAAGAAUGUGAAUUUAGAAGACAGAUAACUGGAUACAAUGAAUUUUCAGUUCAUCAAGGAGAUCCAUUAUGGAAAAAAUAUAUUGAACAGUUCAGAAAUCCAUUGAUACUCCUUUUGCUAGCAUCAGCUGUUGUGAGUGUAUGUAUGAAACAAUUUGAUGAUGCCAUCAGUAUUACUACAGCUAUUAUCAUUGUUGUUACUGUGGCUUUUAUACAAGAAUAUAGGUCUGAAAAGUCAUUAGAAGCGUUAACAAAACUUGUACCACCUACAUGUCGCUGCCUCCGAGAAGAACAAUUAGAAUCUAUGCUUGCAAGAUCGUUAGUACCUGGUGAUAUUGUUUAUUUGAGCACUGGUGAUAGAGUCCCUGCUGAUAUUAGACUGUUUGAGGCCAUUGACUUAGCUAUAGAUGAAAGUAGUUUUACUGGUGAAACGGAACCAUGUAUGAAAACUACAGAGUUAGUUUUGAAUCCUGUGAGUCAUACAUCAAUGAAAAACAUAGCAUUUAUGGGUACCUUAGUACGAUGUGGAAAUGGCAAAGGAGUUGUGGUAAAUACAGGAGAAAAAUCAGAAUUUGGUGAACUCUUCAAAUUAAUGCAAAGUGAAGAAGCGCCAAAGACCCCUUUGCAGAAUAGUAUGGAUAUUCUGGGUACUCAGCUAUCUGUGUAUUCUUUCUUCAUUAUUGGUUUGAUAAUGAUGCUUGGAUGGAUUCAGGGCCGACCUAUUUUAGAUAUGUUUACUAUUGGCGUCAGUUUGGCUGUAGCUGCAAUACCAGAAGGCUUACCUAUAGUUGUAACUGUGACUUUGGCACUUGGCGUAAUGCGUAUGGCUAAUAGAAAAGCUAUUGUAAAAAAAUUGCCAACUGUUGAAACCUUAGGAUGCGUUAAUAUAAUAUGUUCUGAUAAAACUGGGACUAUAACCAAUAAUGAAAUGACUGUAACUACAAUUAUUACUUCAGAUGGAUAUUAUGCUGAUGUUUCUGGAACAGGUUACAAUGAUCAAGGUGAAGUUCAUUUACUUAAAUCUUUCUCUUCAGACCAAGCUAAACAAGCUAUAUAUAAUUUAUUAGAAGUUGGAGUUAUUUGUAACAAUGCAACUAUCAAUGGAGAUACAUUACAGGGACAGCCUACUGAAGGGGCUCUUUUAGCAGUAGCUAUGAAGAAUAGAAUGUAUGGUAUUAGUGAAAAAUACUUAAAACUCCAAGAAUAUCCAUUUAGUUCUGAACAAAAACUUAUGGCUGUGAAAUGUGUUAAUAAAUACGAUGAUGUUAAAGAAGAAAUUUAUUUUGUCAAAGGUGCAUUAGAAAAAGUCUUGAAACAAUGUACAAAAUAUUCUAAUGGGAAUGAAAGACUAUUAUUGAGUAGUAAGAAAGAACAAGACAUAUUUACUGAAGCAUAUGAAAUUGGUAGAAAAGGCCUUCGAGUUAUUGCAUUAGCCAAAGGAGAUUCUUUACAAGAUUUGGUCUAUUUGGGAUUAGUUGGAAUUUGUGAUCCUCCAAAACCAUUUGUUAGAGAAUCCAUAGAACAGUUGUAUAAUUGUGGAGUUAAAGUAAAAUUAGUCACUGGAGAUGCUCAAGAAACUGCAGUUGCUAUUGGUAUAAAACAUACAAUAAUAUUAAUACAUUUAAUAAUAAUUAAUAAUUAUGCUAUAUUAUAUAAAAAAAAUAAAUUUUACAAUUUUACUGUAGGAAGUAUGAUUGGCUUAGACAUGAUUCAUGGACAGACCAUGUCUGGUCAACAAAUAGAUAAUAUGUCUGAUCAUCAACUAAAAGCAAUGGUAAACAAUGUAUCUGUUUUUUACCGUGUUACACCUCGCCACAAAUUAACAAUAAUCAAGGCAUUGCAAUCAAAUGGUAAUGUUGUUGGAAUGACAGGUGAUGGAGUGAAUGAUAGUGUUGCAUUGAAAAAAGCUGACAUUGGAAUAGCUAUGGGUAAAAAUGGAACAGACGUAUGUAAAGAAGCAUCAGACAUGAUACUAGUUGAUGAUGAUUUCCAAACAAUUGUGGCAGCUAUCGAAGAAGGGAAAGGAAUAUUUUUCAACAUUCGAAACUUUGUGAAAUUUCAACUUAGUACUAGUAUUGCCGCAUUAUCUUUGAUUGCAUUAGCAACCAUUUUUAGAAUACCAAAUCCAUUAAAUGCCAUGCAAAUACUAUGGAUUAAUAUAAUUAUGGAUGGACCGCCUGCCCAAAGUCUUGCAGUUGAACCAGUUGAUAAGGAUGUUGUAAAACAAGGUCCUCGAAAUGUGAAAACACCUAUGAUAACAAAAACACUUGUGUUAAAUGUUCUUUUUUCGGCAUCAAUUAUUAUUGUUGGAACUCUUUGGGUGUUUAAACGAGAAUUAAGUGACAAUGAUGUGUCUAAGAGAGACACUACAAUGACAUUCACGUGUUUUGUUUUUUUUGAUAUGUUUAAUGCUCUUAGCUGCCGUUCACAGACAAAGUCAGUAUUUACUAUUGGAUUGUUUUCUAACAAGAUGUUUCUAGUUGCUGUUACACUUUCUAUUGUUGGACAAAUGUUAGUGAUAUACUUUCCACCAUUACAGAAUGUAUUUCAAACAGAAGCACUUACUCUAUAUGAUAUUUUACUUCUAUUGGGAUUAACAUCAAGUGUUUUCAUUGUGUCAGAAAUAAAAAAAUUCUUUGAACGACAUUUACAAAAAAGGUUAACAAGAGCACCUAAGAAACAAAUGGCAUUUGUGUAAUGAUAUCGAAACUACUACUCUUGGUUACAUCAUGAACGAUGUUGAUAGAUGUUUCACCAAAACUUUGUAUUGAAAAUACGAAAACAUGGACUACUUAUACAUACAUAAAAAUACCAAAAUACCAGAACGAUUCUGGAAAAACAGUUUUUACCAGAGCCUUAAGAAAUAUGAAAAAUUGGAGAAAAUUAAAAUAAUCAAGUUUCGAAGAAAAACAAAGUUUUCGUAAUAUUAAAAAUUGAUUUUAUGUUUAAAACAGGUAAUCUAAGCAUAAAAAGAUAGAUACAAACAUGUCACUGUCAUUUUACAUUUUUCAAUACAAAAUAUGUAUCAUUGUAA
Myzus persicae (green peach aphid) is the source of this 3875-nucleotide messenger RNA. It is a transcript of the gene SPoCk, whose product is annotated as calcium-transporting ATPase type 2C member 1. The record is from RefSeq and is a predicted model, not a curated record. Gene Ontology annotation, molecular function: ATP binding; ATP hydrolysis activity; P-type calcium transporter activity. Lineage: Eukaryota; Metazoa; Arthropoda; Insecta; Hemiptera; Aphididae. Gene Ontology annotation, biological process: intracellular calcium ion homeostasis; calcium ion transmembrane transport; manganese ion transport. Gene Ontology annotation, cellular component: plasma membrane; Golgi membrane; endoplasmic reticulum.